AUGGAAUCUUUAUACCCGGCUGAGGCUCGGCCUAACGACAUUUUGAUCGAAAAAGAGCCAAACUGGGAUGAAGAAGAUCACAUCCUUACUCAACUAACCUGUCUUUGCCUGGUCGGCAUCGAGGAUCCCGUACGGCCCGAGGUGCCGGCCGCCAUCGCCCAGUGUCAACGAGCUGGCAUCGUGGUACGCAUGGUGACGGGAGACAACAUCAACACGGCUCGUUCGAUCGCCAGCAAGUGUGGAAUCCUUCAGCCGGGCGAGAACUAUUUAGUGCUCGAAGGCAAAGAUUUUAAUCGGCGCAUCCGCGAUCGUCACACUGGUCAAGUACGCCAGGAUCUGUUCGAUCGUGUCUGGCCAAAUCUGCGAGUUUUGGCGAGGUCGUCUCCACAGGUGAAUGCUUUAGUAAACAAGUGGAUGAUCUAG
Protopolystoma xenopodis is the source of this 423-nucleotide messenger RNA. Lineage: Eukaryota; Metazoa; Platyhelminthes; Monogenea; Polystomatidea; Polystomatidae. The record is from the annotation of a GenBank genome assembly.